Molecule: messenger RNA, 2776 nt
Organism: Protopterus annectens (West African lungfish)
Lineage: Eukaryota; Metazoa; Chordata; Ceratodontiformes; Protopteridae
Gene: TTK
Product: TTK protein kinase
Biological process (GO): chromosome segregation; mitotic spindle assembly checkpoint signaling; peptidyl-serine phosphorylation
Cellular component (GO): kinetochore; nucleus; spindle
Molecular function (GO): ATP binding; protein binding; protein serine/threonine kinase activity
Source: RefSeq, a predicted model, not a curated record
GAUAUGGAUGAAGAAGAGCUUAGUGAAAGAAAACUGAGAUUGGCUUCAAUUCUAAAUCGUGUGAGGAAUAUGAAAUCAAAGUACCAGAUGGAGGAAGACACAAGUAAUCAUUCUGAUCACUCUGAUAAUUCUGACAUCAUAAGGCUCCACAAUUGCCCAGAAGAAUGGUUUUCCUAUUUGCAAAAAAUAGAAAAAAAAGGUGAUCCAGAGGAUGAUGCUGUGCUCCGCAAAAGACUAAGUGACAUGUAUAGUGAGGCUGUUGCUGCCCUUCCUGCAGAGAAGUACUGUAGAAAUGAGAGUUAUGCUCACAUUUUGGUGAGAUUUGCUCAGCUGAAAGUCCUUGAAGACCAAGAUGAUGCACGUGAUCAGUUUCAGCUGGCUAGAUUAAACUGCAAGACUUUUGCAUUUGUUCAUGUUGCUUUUGCCCAGUUUGAGUUAUCCAGAGGAAAUAUAAAAAAGUCAAAAAUUAUUCUGCAAAAAGCAUUUGAAGUUUCAGCAGUGCCCGUUGAUAUGCUAAAAAUCGCUCUGCAGAAUUUACUCCAGAAAAAGUCUGUACUGAUUUCAGAAGAAGACAAAGAAAAUAUACCAAUUCCAUCAGUACAUGAGACACGGGAUGCUGUGCCAGACAAUGGAUUUAAAAUCCCCAAGAACCAAGAUAACAGUGAUAGUUCUUCAGAGCUUCCUGUGCACAUGACUGCCUUUUCACUGGGUGCUGACCAGAAAAAUGACUCUGCAGAAGAGCCUGAUGUGAUACCACGUGACCAUAAACCCUUAAUGAUGCCCAAAAGCACAGCCAGUAGGACUGACCAGAUAAGCAGUGUUCGUAUGCCUCAUGUAACACCUGAUGUUAAUAUUUCUGUUCACUCUCGAGUACCUCCUGAUGCAGGACAUGGGUUAAAGAAAUCCAAUACUUCCUACAGUUCCUGCAAUAUCCAAAGGCAAACAUCUGGCUCAAAAAUCAUUUGCAGUGCCAUGCCAUCACUGUCUAAGCCAAAGAAGAGUGGUGCCAAUACAGACAGUUCCCUUGACCUACGAAGUUUAAAGCCCUUGCAGACCGCAAGCCCUUCAGAAAUACAGAUGUUGGAUGAUGACCAAUGUUCAAAUGAUUGUACUAUGAAACUGCUAAGUAAAACCAAAAUGAAGGCUCCUGCAACAUUUAAAGAAGGUGCUGCAGAAGCUGCUCAUGGGACUAGUUCUGUUGAAAGGAAUAAAAUGAUGGAAUCUGGCCAACCCAAAAAUUGUAAAAAUGUGGAACCAUCAGGAAAAGCAAGCUCCAUAACUGGCAAUCAGUUGAAAAUCUGUACUCGAAUCUCACCGGAGCAGGCUAAAAGGGUCCAAUCAGAGCAACCUGUACCACUUCCUGUUCCAAAGAGAGUUCCAUUGCAUAUUGCUGGCACCAUAGACACAAAUGCUAGUGUUUAUGAAACCCCAAGCAGCAAACCAGUAAAGGACUAUAUGGACUGUUUCAGAACACCUGUUGUAAGUAAUUUGCCUUUGAUUCAACAUGAGCAGUCUUCAGGUUGUCAACACGCAACAACUACACCAGAAAUGCAGUUUCAGAAGCCCAGCAAGUUAAAGGUAACUUCUCGAACCUCAAAUGACAAAAUCGUAGUUAAAGGAAAGGUGUAUACUAUUUUGAAACAAAUAGGAGUUGGAGGAUCUAGCAAGGUAUUUCAGGUCUUGGAUGAAAGCAAACAGUUAUAUGCAAUAAAGUAUGUGAGCUUUGAGGAAGCUGAUGACCAAACCAUAGAAAGUUAUCAGAAUGAAAUUGCACACCUGUGCAGAUUACAGCAACAUAGUGACAAGAUCAUAAGACUGUAUGACUAGUAUCAUUCACAGUGACUUGAAACCAGCAAACUUCUUGAUAGUUGAUGGAAUGCUAAAAUUAAUAGAUUUUGGUAUAGCGAAUCAGAUGCAGCCGGAUGUUACUAGUAUUGUUAAAGAUUCUCAAGUUGGUACAAUUAAUUUUAUGCCUCCAGAGGCAAUCAAAGACAUGUCUUCAUAUGGAGAAAAUGGCAAACCAAGGUCAAAGAUAAGUCCAAAAAGUGACGUUUGGUCCUUGGGUUGCAUUUUGUAUUGUAUGACGUAUGGAAAGACUCCUUUUCAGCACAUAACAAAUCAGAUAACAAAGCUGAAUGCCAUAAUAGACCCAAGUUAUGAAAUUGGUUUUCCACAAAUUCCGGAAAAGGACCUUCUAGAUGUAUUGCAGCGUUGUUUGGUGAGAAACCCUAAAGAGAGGAUAUCCAUCCCCGAACUGUUGGUACAUCCUUAUGUUCAUAUACAGGCACCUCCAAAGCCAGAGCAACCAGAUGAAAGAGUAACAGAAGAGAUGAAGCGUAUUCUUGGUCAGCUUAUUGGUCUCAACUCCCCAAAUUCGAUUUCUAGAGCAGCAAAGGGUUUAUAUGACCAGUUCAGUAGUGGUAGAAGCCUCGACCUGUCUGCAUUUUCAAAACCUUCAGAUCAAAAAGCAUGGCAGUUAUAGUGAUUUGUAAAACAGCCAUGAACUGCUGUUUUGUGAGCAAAAAGUGGACACUUCACCCUGAGUGCACCUGUUUUAAUAUAAAAGAUCUUGCAUAAAUUUCUACUGGACAAACCUUAAACAUGUAUCAACAGCAACUUGUUCUUUGGCACUGAAUUUACGAUCAACCUUUCCUACUCGACUGUUUUGAGUGCAGAAUUAUAUAUUCAUCACAAUUGGUCACCUUCCAUCUUACACUCUGCAGCUAAAUUGCUAUUAGCCCAAUGUACAGUAAAUAAUAAUCUGAGUUUUCAUGUA